UCGGCUGGUUGCGAGUGUGUGUGGUGUGGUGUGUGUGUGCGUGCAGUGCGAAAUAGAAACAAGAAACAGAGAAGCAAGCGAAAAAUCAGAGAAAUUCGAAAACUUCGCCGACUGCAGUAUUAAACCGCCGGGCGAAGAACCGCAAAAGUGGCCAAAAUUCGACGAAAACAACGCAACUGUGACAAAGCAUUCGUGCCGCUGCAGGCGUCGGCGAAAAGGGCGAAAACAAAAGAGAAUAGUGUUGAUAGUAAUUCGAGCGUUCUCAGCAGCAGCGGCGCCAGCAGCAGCAGCCAGAGCAGCGGCAGAGCAACGGAACGGUGGGCGGUGGGUGCGGAAACGGGCCGGGGAAAGGCCGAGAACGAAAAAGCAGCAGCAGCAGCAGCAACAGCAGCAGCAGCAACAGCAGUAGCAACAACAACGACUGCGGCGAAUGCCGGUCGCUUUAUCACCGCUGAUCUAAUCAAAACCGUUAAGAGCAACAAAGAGCGAAAGGGACGAAGCGAGAACCCAAUAGACGCCAAUGCCGCCAAACAUCUGCGCCUAUCCGACUGCUUGCGUACCGUGCAAAAACUUGCUAUUGAACUUGAGAGCGGCGACGACGUCGGCAGCGACGCCAGCGCCACCGCCAACGCCAGCAGCGCCGUCAUGUCGGAGACGGGCUGUCGGCACUAUCAGAGCUACGUGAAGGAGCACAGCUACGAUACAUUCCGGGUCAUCGACGCCUACUUCGCCGCCUGCGUCAACAGAGAUGCGCGCGAGAGGAAGGCGAUUCACUGCAACUGCUUCGAGUGCGGCAGUUACGGCAUUCAGUUGUACGCAUGCCUACACUGCAUCUACUUUGGGUGUCGGGGAGCCCACAUCACGAGCCACCUGCGAUCGAAGAAGCACAAUGUGGCCCUGGAGCUGUCCCACGGAACGCUCUAUUGCUACGCCUGCAGGGAUUUCAUCUACGACGCGAGGAGCAGGGAGUAUGCACUGAUCAAUCGCAAGCUGGAGGCCAAGGAUCUGCAGAAGAGCAUCGGUUGGCUGCCGUGGAUUCCGACGGCCAAGGAGACCAAUCUGAUGUUGGCCAACGCGAGGAGGCGAUUGGUGAGGCCCAACCAAACCAUCGGACUUAGAGGACUGCUUAAUCUGGGCGCCACCUGCUUUAUGAACUGCAUUGUGCAGGCUCUGGUUCAUACUCCCCUGCUGAGCGACUACUUCAUGUCAGAUCGCCACGAUUGUGGCAGCAAGUCCUCCCACAAAUGUCUCGUCUGCGAAGUGUCGCGUCUCUUCCAGGAGUUUUAUUCGGGCUCCCGUUCACCGCUGUCCUUGCACCGGUUACUGCAUUUAAUCUGGAACCAUGCCAAGCACCUGGCAGGCUACGAGCAGCAGGAUGCACACGAGUUCUUCAUCGCCACCCUGGAUGUGCUGCAUCGGCACUGUGUGAAGGCCAAGUCGGAGCACGAGAGCAAGAGCAACAGCUCUGGUUCGGGAAGCGGUACUAAUUCCAGCAGCUCGAGCAGCUCGCACUGCUAUGGCCAGUGUAAUUGCAUCAUCGAUCAGAUCUUCACCGGCAUGCUGCAGAGCGACGUGGUGUGCCAGGCCUGCAACGGAGUGUCGACCACCUAUGAUCCCUUUUGGGACAUUUCUCUGGAUCUCGGGGAGACGACAACGCAUGGUGGAGUGACUCCCAAAACACUGAUUGAUUGCCUGGAGCGGUAUACUCGCGCCGAGCACCUCGGAUCGGCGGCCAAAAUCAAGUGCUCCACCUGCAAAUCCUACCAGGAGUCAACCAAGCAAUUUAGUUUGCGCACUCUGCCCAGCGUGGUCUCCUUCCACCUGAAACGCUUCGAGCACUCCGCUUUGAUCGAUCGCAAGAUCUCCUCGUUCAUUCAAUUUCCCGUGGAGUUCGAUAUGACGCCAUUUAUGUCGGAGAAAAAGAACGCCUAUGGGGACUUCCGGUUCUCCUUGUACGCCGUGGUCAAUCACGUGGGCACGAUCGACACCGGACACUAUACGGCGUAUGUCCGGCACCAGAAGGACACGUGGGUCAAGUGCGAUGAUCAUGUGAUAACGAUGGCAUCACUCAAGCAGGUGCUGGACAGCGAGGGCUAUUUAUUGUUCUACCAUAAAAACGUGCUGGAAUACGAAUAAGCAAACCAUUUGGGAUCCAUUAAGGCGACUGUAUCCCUCAAAAACACACAUAAGCAGAAACCCAUGCAUUACGAAUAAACACACAAAAAACAGACAAGGCCGCGGCAGCGUUUACGAAUUAAGUAAUCUUAACUCAAAAAAAAACAAAAUCCUAUACUGGGUGUUCCCUCGGUUGAAAUUAUUUAAGCUCGCAUACUCAAAACAUUGGAACAUUAGAGAUCGAAAAAGAAAUUAUUGAAAAUUGUAAUCUGAACACUCAAUUUGUGGGGAUACCCAUUUUGCUCUAAGUAUUUCGAAACCAUAAUACUAAAAUCAAAACAAAAAUAA
Molecule: messenger RNA, 2463 nt
Organism: Drosophila subpulchrella
Lineage: Eukaryota; Metazoa; Arthropoda; Insecta; Diptera; Drosophilidae
Gene: not
Product: ubiquitin carboxyl-terminal hydrolase nonstop
Exons: 5
Coding region: 646-2136 (496 amino acids)
Biological process (GO): protein deubiquitination
Molecular function (GO): zinc ion binding; cysteine-type deubiquitinase activity
Source: RefSeq, a predicted model, not a curated record